AAAGCCUGGCCCAGAACAUGGGAUGAUUUCCUCGUCCCAUCUUGCUCAGUGCGUUUCUUCCCUGUGCACCACCACAGAACAGCAGCGAGCACUCAAAGCAUGAACCAAAAUCAAUGCGGAUUUGCUUACCUCUCAGCACGGGGUGAAUGGAAACCUGUGCUUCGGUGUCUGCCUGCUGGGAGUGGAGAAUCUCUGAUCCCCUCUGAAGGCUCUGGGACCUGCAAGCUGGUGUGUCACCUCAGCACAUGGAAACCAGCCGCCUCUUGGAGCACCCCAACCAGCUGGUCAUCAGCCUUUGGCCUCAGCAUCCUACUCCCCUCCCACCCUCUGCUUUCAUCUGUGCUGUGCUCGAGCACAGAAAUCCAGUGGGGAAACUGCUUUGGACUGAUUUGGGCACUCUCAGGUCUCGAGCAAGACUGCCUGUCUUAACAAUUUGCCUUUACAUCCCAAAAGCAGGAGGCUGGAGGCACCGGGCCAGGACAAUGCAUCUCUUUGUGGUGUGUCUCUUCAGCGUCUGGGGCCUGGCUGCCCCUAAGCCCUAUGUCGUGGAAGAUAUUUGCACCGCGAAGCCCCGUGACAUCCCGGUGAACCCCAUGUGCAUCUAUCGCAACCCCGAGAAGAAGUCCCAGGAGGGCGAGGGGCAAGAGCUAGGGAAGGGCAAGAGCAAGAUCCCGGAGUCUACUAACCCCCGAGUCUGGGAGCUGUCAAAGGCCAACUCGCGCUUCGCUGUUGUCUUCUACAAGUACCUGGCUGACUCCAAGGACAAUGGAGAAAACAUCUUCAUGUCGCCCCUCAGCAUUUCUACAGCCUUCGCCAUGACCAAGCUCGGAGCGUGUGGUGACACCCUGCAGCAGCUCAUGGAGGUCUUCCAAUUUGACACUAUUUCAGAAAAGACAUCCGAUCAGGUCCACUUCUUCUUUGCCAAGCUCAACUGCCGGCUUUACAAGAAAGCCAACAAAUCGUCGGAGCUGGUAUCAGCCAACCGCCUCUUCGGAGAGAAAUCUUUGGUCUUUAACGAGACCUACCAGAACAUCAGCGAAAUAGUGUAUGGAGCCAAGCUCUGGCCAUUGAACUUCAAAGAGAAGCCAGAGCUUUCCAGGAAGAUCAUAAACGAGUGGGUGGCUAAUAAGACAGAGAGGCGCAUUACAGAAGUGAUCCCAGAGAGAGGUAUCGAUGAUCUCACUGUCCUGGUCCUGGUCAACACCAUUUAUUUUAAGGGGCACUGGAAAUCACAGUUCCCAACUCCAAACACAAGGCUGGAUGCGUUUCAUAAAGCCAACGGUGAGACCUGCCAAGUCCCAAUCAUGUACCAAGAGUCCAAAUUCCACCAUGCAUCCAUUCACCAGGACAAAGUGCAGGUGAUGGAGCUGCCUUACAAGGGGGACGAUAUCACAAUGGUGCUGGUCCUGCCCUAUGCCGGGACGCCGCUGGUGGAGGUAGAGCGAGAGCUGACAUCGGAGAAGCUGCAGGACUGGAUAGACUCCAUGAGGGAGGUCUCUCUCACCGUCUCUCUCCCUCGCUUCCGCAUUGAGGACAGCUUCAGUGUCAAGGAGAAGCUGAGAAAAAUGGGGCUAGAAGAUCUCUUCAGUCCAGAAAAUGCCAGACUCCCAGGUAUAGUUGCAGAGGGCCGUACAGACCUGUAUGUAUCUGAGGCUUUCCACAAAGCCUUCCUUGAGGUGAAUGAAGAAGGCAGCGAGGCAUCAGCAGCCACAGCUGUCGUUGUCUCUGGCCGCUCCUUCCCCAUGAACAGAAUUAUCUUUGAAGCCAACAGGCCCUUCUUGCUUUUCAUCCGGGAAGCCGCCCUCAACACCAUCAUCUUCAUGGGCAGAAUAUCUGAUCCUUGCUCCUAAAUGGGCUGUCAGGGCCUCACUUCUCCCUUUUCUGCCCUUGAAAAAGGGGCAGUAGGGUAUGGUCGUGCAGCCCAUGUCACUACUGGGGCAGUUGGUCUUACUGUUUGGUGCAAGCUGCGGGGAUGGAUUGGAACCAGCUGGGCUGCUCCUGCCCCUCUUUGCUGUGUCAGGUGAGGGGGUCUCAGAGGGCACCUCUCCUGCUUGUUCAAAGGAAACUGAAUUUUUUGUGGCACCCAAGACUGAGUCCAGCAUCGCUGUUGUUCUUGUAUCCAACCCCUCCUCCCUUUCAGGCAUCAAACUGUAACUCUGAUCCCCCAGUACAUUAAAAGCCUAUACGUCUGUAUGUAA
This is a messenger RNA of Cygnus olor (mute swan), 2198 nucleotides long. It is a transcript of the gene SERPINC1, whose product is annotated as serpin family C member 1. The coding region runs from base 246 to 1850 and encodes 534 amino acids. The record is from RefSeq and is a predicted model, not a curated record. Gene Ontology annotation, molecular function: serine-type endopeptidase inhibitor activity. Lineage: Eukaryota; Metazoa; Chordata; Aves; Anseriformes; Anatidae. Gene Ontology annotation, biological process: regulation of blood coagulation. The transcript has 9 exons.